Molecule: messenger RNA, 3795 nt
Organism: Pseudophryne corroboree (corroboree frog)
Lineage: Eukaryota; Metazoa; Chordata; Amphibia; Anura; Myobatrachidae
Product: para-nitrobenzyl esterase-like
Exons: 9
Coding region: 16-2031 (671 amino acids)
Source: RefSeq, a predicted model, not a curated record
CCCUGCAGCGGGCCGAUGAUUUCAGAAGGUACCUGCUGCUUCCGCCGGCAAGUGGCGGCGGCUGGCGGGUCUCCUUUGGCGGCGGCUGGCGGGUCUCGUCAUCCGUCAUGGCUCCCGGCUCUCCGCAGCACCUGUCGUCUCCCCUGGUCUCCACGGCGCUUCCCGCAGCGAUGCUCAGGCCGACUUCCUCCUCUGCGCGGCAGCCUGGGGGAGUCAAACAGAAGCCUUUUCAGCUUUGCAAGGCACCUAAACACGCGGAAUGAGCCUGGCUCCCAUUCAGAGUACAAGCAUCUAGUGGAUUCAGAUGAAGAAGCGUUUGAACAUUCUUCAGAGGACGUUGACACAUCUGGUUCCUCCUGCAACUUUCCAACCUACAAAACAAUGGCGGCUGUAUGUGGCGGAGUUGUGAUCCUGUGUUUGGUAGUGGUGGGUUUGGCCUAUCUGUCUGGAAAUUCAGCAUGUACACUGGUAGAUGUGACUAUAUCACGUGGAAAGAUUAGAGGUCACCACUGUGAUAAGGUUUACAUGUUUAAAGGGAUUCCAUAUGCCAGUCCCCCCACUGGAGAUUUACGCUGGAGACCUCCUAAGGAGCCCGCGCGCUGGGAAAACACUCUUAAAGCCACAGAGUUCAAGUCAAUGUGUGCCCAGAUACAGCCUGUGAGUGAGACCGGGACAGUGAUGGGUUCAGAGGAUUGCCUGUAUGUCAAUGUGUGGACACCCUCGAUGGAUCAAAAUGCCAAACUGCCUGUAAUGGUCUGGAUACAUGGAGGGUACCUACUAAUCUUCAGCGGCUCCGAGCCUGGGUAUAGCCCUACGGAACACCUGGUUGCACACAGUCAGAUAGUCCAUGUCAGCUUCAACUAUCGACUCAAUGCGUUUGGAUUCAUGGCUUUGCCACAGUUCAGGGAAGGAUCCCCCACCAACAGCUCUGGUAAUUACGGGUUCAUGGACCAGAUAGCUGCCCUGAAAUGGGUGCAGAAGAACAUCCAAUAUUUUGGUGGUGACCCAAACAAAGUCACUAUCUAUGGACAGAGCUCAGGAGGCACCUCUGUUUGGGCUAUGAUGGUGUCACCACUGGCUAAGGGUCUUUUCCACCGUGCCAUUGAUAUAAGUGGUUCAUCAGUUUUUAAAGCCAGUUUGGAAGAGGCAGAGAAGGACAACCUCAUCUUCCUGACCCGCACCGGCUGCCAGGAUGCACAGUGCUUAAGGCAGCUGAAUAUUACUAAAAUCCUUCAGUCCAUUCCAUGGACUGUAUAUCCAGACUGGGCUGCAGAGGACCUGUGCAACCUGCCACGGAAAGGAAAAAUUGCUGGGCCGAUGGCUAUAGUGGAUGGAUACGUGGUGCCUGCUCCCCCAUUGGACGUAUGGAAGAAGAAGAUAAAGGGUUAUAGUGAUGUGCCAUAUGUGAUUGGCACCAGCCGACAAGAAUCGGAAUUCGCGCCAAUGUAUGCCAAUAUUUCCCAGUGGACAGAAGAUGAUUACCGUUGGUUUGUGAGACAGAAUCUGGACACGUUUGGGGGAACUCUGUCAGAAGAUGCCUUGUCUCUGUAUCCUACCUCAGAGUUCUGCACCCAGCCUGAGCGUUGUGUGGAGAAAGCCUACAUGACUAUGGUGUCGGACCUAAGGGCCUCGUGUCCUAAUAACGAGCUGGCCAGACAAGCCUCAGCUGCACUGUCAAGCCCGGUCUAUCGCUAUGAGGUCAUCUACACCCCGUCCCAUCCAGCAAAACUCAAUAACCUCUUCUCCUACCAUAGUUGGUUCUCUUUUCACAUGCUUGAUAUUCUGGCAUUUUUUGAAACACUGAAAUACUCCCUCGAAGAGACCACAGAAGAGGACAGUGCUUUCCAGGCGCUAGUGAGAAAAUACUUCAUUCACUUUGCAAAAGAAGGAUCCAUGCCGUCUGAGUGGCCGGAGUAUCCUAAUGGGACAGCGCUACUCUCUACAUCACUCACCGUGGAGAAGAACUAUCAUUCUGCCCAGUGUAUGCUGUGGGAGAAGAAUAAUAUGUUCCAGUAUGCUUGGAUCAACUGAGAUGUUGUCAUCAGCUGGAAGCCCACAACUUAUAGCCUGAGACAGGCUGAUUACUGAGAGAUCUAUGGUUUGGAGAGGGACACAUCCUGACCAUAACAUUUUAAUAGUGAAUCACAUAGUGGGGUUAUACGGUUAUUUACCAUUUGUCAGAAAUACUUCUGGAGUUUAGGGGUCUAUCUACACCAGGCCUGGCCAACCUGUGGCUCUCCAGCUGUUGUAAAACUACAAAUCCCAUCAUGCUUUGCCACAGUUUUGCUAUUAGGGAAUGCUAAAACUGUGGCAGGGCAUGCUGGGAUGUGUAGUUUCACAAAAUCUGGAGAGCCACAGGUUGGCCAGGCCUGAUCUACACGAUAUAGACAAAAGUAUUUGGCCACACCUGUAAAUGAUUGAAUUCAUGUGUUUUAAUCAGACCCGUUGCCACAGGUGUAUGAAAUCAAGCACCUAGCCAUGCAGUCUCUAUUUGCAAACAUUUGUGAUACAAAACAUCACCAAGUCCAAUGCCAAGCAUCGGAUGGUGUGGUGUAAGCACACCAAAACUGGACUGUGGAGCAGUGGAAACGUGUUCUGUGAGGUGACAAAUCAUGCUUCUCUGUCUGGCAGUCAGAUGGGCGAGUCUGGGUUUGGCGGAAGCUGGGAAAACGUUACCUGCCUCAAGUCCGUAAGACAUUUUAGCGCUGUGUGCAAGAAACAGCAUCGGCACCCCCCUUCCAUAUGCAAAACAGGGCAGUGCGCGCCAUAGGUGCGUGCCAAAAAUAUAGGGUCGUGGCUUCAAGGGGAAGGGGCGUAGCUAUAGACCUCCCUUUUACACAUUAAGGCAGGCAGAGCUCCCUCUUACAAAGUACAGCAGGUAGAGUCCCCUUUUACACAUUAGGUAGGUAGAGUCCCCCUUUUACAUAUUACGGCAGGCAGAGUCCCCCUUUUAACACAUUACGGCAGGCAGAGUCCCCCUUUUUACACAUUACGGCAGGCAGGAUCCCCCUUUUUACACAUUACGCAGGCAGACUCCCCCUUUUUUACACAUUAGGCAGGCAGAGUCCUUUAAAAGAGCAAUGUGAAGUGGGACAUACCUCAUAGCUGUACUUGCAGUGUGCACAAAGUACUGACCGAGCAGGGUAACCAUUUGCCCACACCUUUCAUAGGGGGGGGGGGGGGGGGGGGGCAAGGCACCUGCUUCCGAGAUCUACCUCCCGCUGGAACGUCAUGGAUGAGGCUCCUCGCAGGUCACUGAGGGUCUCAGAAGUCCGGACAGAGGGAGGGGGCGGAGCAUGCGGGCAUGCAGCUGCUGUGCUGCCCGGCUACAACUUAGUAUUAUCAGUGAGAGAGGGAGGGAGGGAGCCGGGGCUCGGGCAAUUUUAAUGCUUCAGCAUUGAGGAGAUUGCAAGAAAGGCCUACUCAUUCAUCAUCAGUGCCUGUCCUCAUAAAUGCUCUACAGAAUGAAUGGGCACAAAUUUCCACAGAAACACUCCAAAAUCUCGUGGUAAGCCUUCCAAGAAGAGUGGAAGCUGUUGUAGGUGCAAAAGGAGGGGGACGGGACAUCAAAAUACUUUUGUCCAUAUAGUGUAUUAACAUAUUUCUGAAUUUAAGACUUUCUAUCACAGCAGAGUGCAGACAUAGAAAAGCUCUUUCACAAUUUAUACAAAUCAUUUAUAUAGAAACCAGGUCAGGUACUUUUCAAAGAGCGGCUUCCCAACUCCCAUGUGCAAAACAAAACAAAAAAUUGAACAAUGUUUAUUACGUAAUUAAAACAAAAAUGCUUUAUAUUUA